Messenger RNA from Caenorhabditis briggsae, 1593 nucleotides. Gene Ontology annotation, molecular function: kinesin binding. The record is from RefSeq and is a predicted model, not a curated record. Gene Ontology annotation, cellular component: cytoplasm; membrane-bounded organelle; kinesin complex. Lineage: Eukaryota; Metazoa; Nematoda; Chromadorea; Rhabditida; Rhabditidae. Bases 1 to 1593 code for a protein of 530 amino acids. Gene Ontology annotation, biological process: microtubule-based movement. The transcript has 4 exons.
AUGGCGAACUUCGAGGAAGGGUUAACAACGGAUCUGAAAACCAUUCAACAGAGAAUCACGUCUUUGCGAGAUGAACAUAAUAAUUGUUCGAAUACCAUUGAAGCAAACAGUGAAGGUGUUGACAGCAAUGAACCAUCACUUUCCAAAGAAAUCCAAAUUCAACUAAACGAAAAUAUGGAAAAGCUUUUGGACAACGAAAAUGAUGUGUCAAUGUUACUGAUGGUUGCGCAGUUACUUCAUGCUGCGGAUGUUCAGAAAGCAAAAAGUCGAGACGCUGAAAAGCUCCUGAUAGAGAGAAAUGAUUGGUUGGUGGAGGAACUUGCUGAAACUCAAAGUAGGCUGCAGGAAUCAGAACGAAUCAAUGGUCAAUUAGAAGAAGAGGUGAAACAUCUCAGGUUUCUGGACACAACGAAGACCAUCCGAACUGAUAUUCAAAGCUCAACUCUAGCCGAUGAAACCUCUCGUCCCCUUGCGAUUGACACUCUUCAAGAUCUUGGCUUUGGACCGGAAGAUGACGAGAAUGAUAUCAAUCACAGUAGGAAUAAUCACCAUGCACUUUUGAAAUUGAGUUUUACAGAUCUCCGUGACGGUCAACCGAAUUGUGUGAAUAACAAUCCGAGCCCCAACAGACUUGUGACAUUGAAUACAUUGGUGAUACAGUACAUGAAGGACGGCCGUUAUGACAUCGCUGGCCCACUUGGAAAGCAAGCAUUAGAAGAUCUCAUCAAUGUUCACGGUCGUAAUCAUCCUGAUGUUGCAACGAUGAUGAAUCUUCUUGCCAUGGUUUACCGAGAUCAACAGAAAUAUAAAGAGGCAGCUCAAUACUUGGAAGACGCCUUAGCUAUUCGGGAGAGUUGUUUUGGAGAGAAUCAUCAAACGACUGCAGCUAACUUGAACAAUCUUGCUAUUGUCCUGGGAAAACGAGGAAAGUUCAAAGAAGCCGAACCGUUAUGCCGACGGGCUCUCAAAAUCCGGGAAACUGUUCUUGGUGAAGAUCACGUUGAAGUUGCUAGACAGCUAACGAAUCUUGGUCUUCUGUGCCUCAACAUGGGAAAGUACGAAGAGGUGGAAGCCUGUCACAAAAAAGCAUUGAAGAUUUACGAGGCGAAGCUAGGAACCGAUGAUCCCAACACUAUUAAAACUAAGAACAAUUUGGCAUCGAUAUUUCUGAAAUUAGGAAAGUAUGACGAAGCCGAAAGCCUGUACAAACAAAUACUCACACGGGCACACGAAACGCAGUUUGGAACAAAACAUGAUAGCAAGCCGAUUUGGAAAAUAGCCGAAGAACGAGAAGAGAAGAAGCAAAAAGGCGAAUUGGAUACAAGCCUUGUAGGUCCAGUAUCUGUUCCAUAUCUAGAGAGUGAACACAUCCUUUCUGCAUUGACCAAGUUGUCUGCGCUGUAUCGCAAACAAGGAGAGUUUGAAGCUGCUGACUACUUGGAGAAUGUUGCAGUACGAACAAAAACGCCGGAAGAAGGAUCGAGAGUCGAUAGCCAUUUCUUAACGACGUCGUCCAACGAAGAUUCUCGUGUACGAGUGGCUAACACUGGAAUCAGAUCCAAGCUCUUGAGUGCUCUGGGCUUCAACAUUUAG